UCGAGCUCAAGCUUAAUCUAUUUAAGCCAGGUCUGAGCCUGCGUUCGCUGUUCCUUCGCAGUCUUCCACUCGUCUCGUCGCAACUCAGCGCAGCAAUACUAUGCAGGUCAACCGUUCUUGGAGGCAUUUCGCUCCGCUCACCCGGACGUGCCGACGCUCGUACUCGGAGUCGUCACCAGGCCUGCCACCGCUUCCUCCGCCCGAGAAAUGGCGUAGGAUAUUUGACCAGGGAAAUGCACUCAAGGACAGGGCUUGCAUCAAACGUCCAGACACCGCCCAAUUGGUUGCGAACUCCUUUCUAGGCGACGCGAGUCCGGUAGGUGGUGACGGCAAGGUUGUCAUCGAGGCGUUUCCCGGACCCGGUGCAUUGUCACGAGCGUUACUACAAUUGCCUCGUUCCAAGAUCCGCAAGCUUAUCAUAUUGGAAGACCAUACGGAGUAUCUGCCACAUCUCAAGGCAUUAGAGGAGGCGGAUUCGCGGGUACACGUGAUUCCAUACUCUGGCUAUAUGUGGGACACGUACACCUACCUAGAGGAUACGGGUUUGUUGUCGGACGUACCAACUGUACCUUGGGAGGGUGGUCUCCAUCCUAACCUUCAUUUUAUCAGCCAUCUCCAACGAAGCAUCAAGGGCGAGCAGCUGAUUGCCCAGCUCUUCCGCUGCAUACCAGACCGAACAUGGUUGUACAAGUUCGGCAGAGUACCCAUGAGCUUCGUUAUGAGCGACUGGGUAUGGACGCGUAUCAAUUCCCCGCCUGGCAAGAGUACGCGAUGCAAGCUCUCUGUGAUCGCUGACGCUUCAGCCGAUUGCCUCAGCGCAAUGGACUGGGGGCUUCUUCAGCCAUAUAACGAUCAUUUUCACCCCAUGACAUCGGGGCAUACAAGCCUUAAAAAGCCCAUAACAAGGCAAUUGGGCUACCCGUUCACGGCCGUGAACGUGAUACCACAUGCGGACCAGGUUAUUCGCAGAGGCCUUUUGGAGAAGUGGGACUACUGCUUGCGUAGGCUCUUCGUUUUGAAGUCGACCCCACUACAGCGCUCUAUCAGUUCUCUUGCCCCUGGUGCAGCUACUCUCCUCAAAACGCUUACUGAUCCUUCCCUACCACGGGAACAGCGAGUGGAUAUCAGUAAACCACCGCGCGGAUUGACAGUCGCAGACUGGGCAUUGCUCGUCCGCGCAUUCGAAUUAUGGCCGUUCGCUCCAGAGGACCUCAUGGUUAACGAUGGCAUGACGACCAAGAUAGAUACAGACAUAAAAUUGUCUUAAAGUGAUUGUGUCGUUCAUUAAUGUCUUGCUUGGUACUUCGAUGCUGGGGACACACAUUAUGGAGUAAUACAAUAUAUUAGA
Fomitopsis serialis is the source of this 1348-nucleotide messenger RNA. RefSeq names its product S-adenosyl-L-methionine-dependent methyltransferase. The transcript has 8 exons. Gene Ontology annotation, molecular function: mitochondrial transcription factor activity. Gene Ontology annotation, biological process: transcription initiation at mitochondrial promoter. NCBI's taxonomy places the organism in Eukaryota, Fungi, Basidiomycota, Agaricomycetes, Polyporales, Fomitopsidaceae. Gene Ontology annotation, cellular component: mitochondrial DNA-directed RNA polymerase complex; mitochondrial matrix. The record is from RefSeq and is a predicted model, not a curated record. Bases 101 to 1267 code for a protein of 388 amino acids.